Linnemannia hyalina is the source of this 3135-nucleotide messenger RNA. Lineage: Eukaryota; Fungi; Mortierellomycota; Mortierellomycetes; Mortierellales; Mortierellaceae. The record is from the annotation of a GenBank genome assembly.
AUGUUCAGCGCUCCCAUGCUGUUGGACUUCAACAGCAACUCAAAGAGGUCAAAAAUCACAAAGGCCUGCGACAACUGCAGGCGGCGGCGGGUCAAGUGCGACGGUACACCCGACGGUUGUGGCGGCUGCAAGGCCGCCAAAACACAGUGCAUCUACACAACCUCCAACACAAAGCGUGGUCCACCAAAGGGCUAUGUCGAGGUCAUCGAGGACAGGCUAGGCAAAAUCGAAAAUAUGCUCGCUGGAAUCGUCAAAAAGAAAAAGAAUCCUUCCACUCCAACAAACAACAACAACGACAGAGCAACGGCGGGUGCUGGCUCCGACAACGACGAUAACGACAAUGACGAUAACGACGAUAUGGACAACGAUAACGACAACGAUAACGCCAGCAUCAUCUCUACAGACCUGGUCGAAGUCAAGCGACAACCACCAGCAUCCCCUACUCUCCGUGGACGGUCUGGCUCUGCUGCGACAUCGAUCGGCCCUCUGGGUAACGGCGCACGACACUCACCCCUGGUCUCCCGCAACCGCUCGUUGACCUCGUUAUUACCGUUUUCCCAGGAGAGCAAGCUCCAACACCAUAUGGAUGCCCACGCAAACUAUCCCGGCCCCGUGUCUCAGGCAGACAUGGCUGCCUUGACAGACAUGUUCGAAAAGCUGGGCACGACCUCUGUCCGCACUACCGUCCCCUUCCCAUGGCUCACACCCGAGCAGUCGCAACAUUACGGCCGCAACUAUCUUCAGUUUACUGCUCAGAGCCUAGAGCCGCCCCUCCCUUCUCUGGCACGUUCCUUCUCCCCUUCAUUAUCACCUGACGCCCUGUUCGACCUCCUCAACAGCUUCUUUGAUUCCUUCAACACCUUCCUCCCUAUCCUCCACCGUCCCACCUUCAUGAAGCAAUGGGACCGACAGGCGUGCCAGUUCUGCUCCCCGAACCACCACCAGCACCUCAACAAGAAACACACCCAACCACAACCACAGCCACAGGAAGCAGAAGCCCACAAGGCACAUCUGCAGGAUCCUGUCGCCCCCCUUUCCCCUCUGCUCCUCAAUGCCCUCCUUGCAAUCGCAUCCAAGGUCCCUUCCUCCUCCUCCAAGACUGCCUCCCAGGGCCUUGAGACCAGCCAAGGAUACUUUGAUGCCGCGAGGUUACUGCUCGACGACUUUUUGGAUGUCCCCCGCGUGAGCACAGUGCAGGCGCUGUGCUUAAUGUCCCAGUUUCACCACCAGGGUCAGUGGAAGGCCACCCGGAGCAGCAGCUAUCUUUCCCUGGCUAUCCGUAUGGCCCACGAGUUGGGUCUCAACCGUGACCCAGAGGCGACAAGGGGACCCGAAGCCGAUGCCCUCCGCUACCUCUGGUGGUCCAUGUUCAUCCUUGAUCAUCAAUUCUCUGCAUGGCUUGGUCUUGGACUCUUGAUGCACGGCAAGGAGAGCAACGUGGAGCUGCCUAUGGACGUUCAGCAAGACAUGCGCGGUUUUAUCUGCUUGGCUCGACUUGUCAAGAUCUUGGGCAGUGUUCUCCAGCACUCGUACUCAACACAGUCUUUGCCACCUCAAUUUGGCGGCCACGACUCGAUGGUCUCUUAUAUUGAGGGCUCGCUCACUUCAUGGCUUAGCAACCUGUCGCCAGAGAUGCGCUGGCUUCACCCGAACAACACUGGCGGCAGAAGAGGAUCCCCUGCUUCGCCCAUGCGAUCCCCUAAUGCUGCAGGCUUGGACAGAGCCAACGGUGACAUUUACCCAGCCUACCUCUACAUUGUCUACAACACUACCUUGAUUCUCUUGCAUCGUCCCUACAUUGUCGGGGCAGCUGGGUCGCCAACAGCUGCGCAGUCCAACACUAUCUGCACAGGAUCUGGCCGUGCCAUCACGGAUAUCGCCCAGGGUCUGGAAAUGGCGCGUUGCUCUUAUGUGGUCAACCGCUUUGCGCUCUAUGCGCUCUUGCAGGCUGGUGUCAUCCACGCCAUGAACGUUGUCUAUGACAAGCGCGGCACUGAGGUCGCGAUGGAGUACUACACGCGCACAAUCAAUAUUCUGGAAGGCUUCUUGUCCUGCGCGGCCCAUUCUGGUGGUGUUGCCGAGGGUAUCAAGAUCCUGGAACAAUUCUUGGCGACGACAUCGAAGGCGGCAGCAGAGGAAGAGGGCGCCAACGGAGGGAUGGACCACGGUUCGACCCUCCAGAUCGACCACGCCCCAACACAGCCAUCUCGCAAGAAGCGCCAACUUGACACUGUCUCUUCUCACUCCGGAUCCAUGUCAACGCAGUCGACUGUUCAGUACCAGCCUUCGAUGUAUGCUGCUCCCAUGCAGACAACGACUUACGCUCAGCAGCCCAUCCUGACGCCCACUCUGUCGAUGAUGACCUCCCCGGAACUCAUGAACGGCUCUGGAUUCGCAUUCGAUUACAACAACAACCAACAGCAAUCUUCGGUAGCGGCCUCGGAUAUCAAGGAACAGCAAAAGCAGCAGCAACUCAAAAUCCAACAACAGCAUCGUUUGUACCAGAUGCAAACCUUUGGUAGCGGCGCGGGCGCCGUCAAAGUCGAGCCUACCACGGACUCGUUGGAUCUCCACAAGGUCGAGCAGCAGCAGCAGUUACAGCAGCAGUUGCUGAGACAACAACUUCAGCGACAGCAGCAACAACAUCAGAUGGAGAUGAGCAUGAAGGAUCAGGUUGGUAUGUCCUCUGGUGGAGGUCCUCACCCCUCGGCGCUAUCGACCCAGUCGCCCAACUUGGCGGCCCCUGUUAUUCCUAGUCAUCGCCAUGCCCUUCAGAUGCUUCAACAGCAACAGCAGCAACAACACUCAUUCCAGCACAACCAGCAGCAUCUUCGUCAACAGCAGCAACAACAGCCGGUCACCAUGCCAUUGACCAUGACCAUGACGUCCUUGUCAAUGGAGGCACAGCAGAAGAUGAGCCAGGACUUUCAGCUCAGCAACAUGAUCGCCACCUCGACCGGGUAUGACCCUUCGCAGUUCUGGAUGGACUUUUCUGGAGGCGCUGGUGACCGGUCGAACUCUGCUGCAGGAGGAAAUGGAUUGACGUCGGUUGGGUUGGAGCAGGAGGGACUUCGGAUAGCUACGACGGUGGCGGGCGAGGGACAGUUUGGUGGUAACUCGCCGCUUUGGAUUUAG